UUUGCUGAACUAAUAAUUGCCUUGCGGUCGAGACACCACCACAAGUAUUUUACUGCUGAAGUCAGCUGCGGUGGAAAUGAGCCUCCCUCCCCUGAUUUGGCCCAUAGCAAUGAUCUCUCAACUGCCGUCAUCACAGAAAUUAAUGGAGAAACAGAUCCCCUCCCACGCGUUAGCAUGAAAUCAAGCACCCGAUCUUGGAAAAAAUCUGCGCGCAGACCAGCGGGCCGCCUGGCGCGGUGUUUUAGAGCACUUUGCUGCAAGGGACCGCCACCACCACGACCUGAGUAUGACUUGGUUUGCAUAGGCCUCUCUGGCUCUGGCAAGACAAGUCUUCUGUCUCAGCUCUGCAGUGAAAGCGCGGAGAAUAUCGUGUCUACCACAGGUUUUAGUAUAAAAGCAGUGCCAUUCCAGAAUGCAAUUUUGAACGUAAAAGAACUUGGAGGAGCUGACAAUAUCAGGAAAUACUGGAGUCGUUACUACCAAGGAUCCCAAGGGGUAAUAUUUGUACUAGACAGCGCCUCCUCGGAAGAUGAUCUAGAAACUGCUAGGAAUGAGCUGCAUUCUGCUCUUCAGCACCCACAGUUAUGUACUUUGCCGUUUUUAAUACUGGCCAAUCACCAAGACAAGCCAGCAGCUCGCUCAGUACAAGAGAUAAAAAAAUAUUUUGAACUUGAGCCACUUGCACGUGGAAAGCGCUGGAUUCUUAAACCCUGCUCCUUGGAUGACAUGGAGGCAGUAAAAGACAGCUUCUCCCUUCUAAUAAACUUGCUAGAAGAGAGAGACUUCGAACCUUCAAGAAUGUGAAAGCCAAGAGAAAGAAGAGGUUCCCACGCAUUGCUGUACCUGCUCACUCUGUCACAGCUUAAUUGCAGCAUAUCAAGGCUGAGCUGUGAUAUGUUGUUCAUACAGAGUUAAUACAGAAUGUCCUUUGGUUAAAAUAAAUGUUCUGUGAAUCAGGUACACAGCUAUUUCCAGUAAAAUUGUCUACACUACUGAAGUAGAAAGUCCCUCUUUGUUUACCACUAUUUCUGCACACUGCAUGUUGCUUUCUUUCACCACAAUCAUCCUUGGUAGAAAAAUUUACACGCACAAAAAUAGCAUAGUACAUAAAGGAGGAAUUCCAUGUGUUACCUUGAAUUUUAAAAAUAAGUAAUGUCUAAAGAAUUUAUGAGUCCAAUUUAGCUUGUUUAUUGACCUCACAUUAUGGAAGAGCACGGCCACUGAGAACCUUAAUAGGAUACCUAAAACACAAGCAGUUUCAUGUUAAUGCAAAGGUUAUUCCUGAGGUUUUACUAGGUGAAAACACAGUUCAGGUAGUGGACUUCACAAGGUAGUUGAGUGUCUUCUAAAGUCACUGCAAAACCCUGCCAGAGGCAGUGUGGUAUUUUGCUGGAAGUUUGCUGAAAAAUAAAUUGACAAACAGAUGUGCACAGAUAACAGUACUUGGGGAAAUCAGCUGACAUGAACAGGUGAUCUAAGUAAAAAGUUUUUAGAAGUAUAUGAAAGAUUUUAGAAAUAUACAGAAGUUGAAUAAAGUAAUAAUUUUCAUUGAAAGUAGUUUUCCAUAAGCAAAGCAGAGCAAAUAUCGGUUAGUUCAUCUGUGGAGGCUUUAUUGCUAGUUAAAAGUAUAAGUGAUUUUUAAAUACUUCCUUUAUCACUCAUUCGUAGACUACUACUGCUAUUGUAACAUUGCCAAGGCAUCUAUCCAGUAAUUAAGGGUCUUCCAGUGUUUGUACCAGAAGCUUCUCUUUUCAAGGGGAUUAUAUCUUGUUCUUUCAAACUUCCUCUGGGCUACAUGUUACUUAGAAGACAAAAAAGUAGUAAUUGGAAACAACAUUUUUAAUACAUUUAGAAGAAGUUGAUUUGGGUCACGUAACACAGUCCACUUUUCCUCUUUCCUUGUUUUCCCCACUGUAGAUUUGCAGUAUUUCAGCUACUUUGUGUUGAUUUUUAAAAAAAACUCAUAAACUGAUUUUGUCCCUUGAAGGAACGUGCCAGGCCACUGGUUGACAGUGACAACAGGGUCUGUGCAGAUCAGUCACUGGACUGGUGCACGCCUUGAAUGCUGUGCCUUGUGCAUUCAGCUACUCUUGUGCAUGAGUGUUUGCAAACACAAACUCAAGUGAGGUGUCAUUAGUUCCUCAUCAGCUCUGCUUCUGUCUUGAAACACACAAUGCCUUGUUUUUGGGGCUUUAAGCAACAUCUCUUUCCACCCUGAGCAUUUAUCUUCUGUUUGAAGUUUAUUGUAGCUCCUUACUAGUUUAUUUGGGGAUAAGAAAAUAGUAAACAUCAGCUUUUGAAGACUCAUAAAAGCCAUUUCUCUAUUAAUUGUAAUUUUGCUCUUUGUUAAACAAAAUGUUUCUCAUACGUAUUUUAGUUUACUUUUCAUUUGCCAUUAAUUUCUUGCAUUGCUCCCACUGUUGUAACUGCUUCCUAUUAUCAAAAAGAAGCUGGGAAAACUGGUAAACUCCUUGUUUAAUUUUGAGAUGGAAUAGGCAGGAAGCCUGAAGGGCAUGUCCUUGCUUUGUUUUGUGUUCUCUUUCCUGUCAGGUCAAUUGUCUCACUGCUAAUACUGUUGGAAACAACCAAGAACUGGAAUUGUUCAUUUUAAAGCACAGAGGAGCCCUGCUUUGAAACAGUUCUCUCUGCACACUUUAGUCAGGACUCAGCUGCCCAUCAGUUUCUCUUGUGAGGGCUAAGGAGAUUCCCUUCCCUGGAUUUAAAGGGGAACUGGAUCUAAUGGACAUUUCCAAACUCCCUAAUUGCUGACAUGAGCUUAGAGGCUACAGAGUCCCCAGAUUUCCACAAGGUCCCCAGAUUUCUGUUUUAUUUAGGGACAAUGAAAAAUAAGCAGGGAAGAGGAGUAGGAGCAUUAUUUCCAGAGAAAGCAGGCAGUUUGGGGAGGCAAAUUGAGAGAUUCCAAGCUUUUACUGCUUUUUCAUUGGCCAUUAGUGAGAAGAUGUGAAAUAACAUUUUUUUACUAUUUUCCCCUGCUUUUGUUUAGCUAUGGACCAAAAGGUACAGGAAAUGAAAAGAAGCCCAACUCUAUUGCAUUCUUGAAACUGUACUUAUUUCUACCACCAGUGAGUUUGUCUGGUCCAAAAACUUUAAUGGCUCCAACUUUUGGUCAUGAUCUCCUGGCUAUGCACUCUUUGAAGGUGCUACAUAACUUACAUGGAAAUGCCCAAGAAGUCCUUGAUAAUGUGGUUUUGGAGAAUGCCAGUGGCCAUUUAGACUAGGACCUUUUGAUAUUUCAGUGUUUUUUCUUUAGGCAAAUAUCAACUGCACAGAAGCAGUGAUUUUAAUUUUCAGAAUUAUUUUGAGUAUGCUCUUUCUUACUAAUAUAGUGAUCAUUCCUCAUCACAGGUUGAAACAAUACCUCAUAACUGCUGAAGGCUAAGACCAACACUUUACUUUGAAUGUAGUACUUCUGUGGUUUUGUGUUGUAGAUGGACUUAAUGGAUGUGUACCUUUUAAAUGUCUAUAAACAACUUCACCUUUUUAUAAGGGGAUAACAAUGUUCAUAGCAGCUCAUGUCACACUUCCUUGUCUAUAGUGUUGUUGAAUGCUCUGGCUAUGGUAGAAUAUGUAAGCACCAUGCAGUUUUCAGAUAACCAAUCUUAACUGCUUUGGUUUUUUUUUGUUUGUUUUAAUCUUUCCACAUGUGUUUGUCAUUUAGGUGGAAUAAACUUGGGCACUA
Molecule: messenger RNA, 3700 nt
Organism: Melospiza melodia melodia
Lineage: Eukaryota; Metazoa; Chordata; Aves; Passeriformes; Passerellidae
Gene: ARL15
Product: ADP ribosylation factor like GTPase 15
Exons: 5
Coding region: 175-804 (209 amino acids)
Molecular function (GO): GTPase activity; GTP binding
Source: RefSeq, a predicted model, not a curated record